AUGGGGCUGACACCAAAACGUCGCCGGCGUUCUGCCAAGCAGCCAGGCGGAGUGGACUACAUCAGCGCUCUCCCCGACGACCUCCUCCUCCUCAUCCUCGCCGGUCUUGGCUGCACCGCCGCCGCCGCGCGCACCAGCGGCCUCUCCCGCCGCUGGCGCGGCCUCUGGGCCCGCCUCGGCGACAUCUCCCUCCGCGACGUCGCCUUCGAGUCGCUCGCGGCCGUGCUCAGCCUUGUCGCCCGCCCACCGGCUUCCGCCAUCUCCCUCCUCGAGAUCCGGGUGCCGAGACAGAAACGGCGCGUGCCCAGGGAGCACUGGCCCGUCCGCGAGGACGUCGCCUCGCUGGCACGCGUGGCCGCGCGGCUCGCGCCGGAGACGGUCGUCCUCGCGCUCCCGCCGAAAGGCUCCAACCCGAACCCCGCCGACUUCCACCUCCCGUGCUUCCGCCGCGCCGUCUCCAUCGUGCUCGAGUCGCUCCCGUUCGUCCUUCGCGUGCCGCCCGCCGCCGCCGGGGGCGAGGGCGACUUCUUCCCCGCUCUCCACACGCUGCGCCUCCUGGACUGCAUCGUCGUCGACAAGGAGCUCGGUGCCUUGCUCUCCCGCUGCCCGCGCUUACGCGUGCUCGAGCUCAGGCACAAGGUAACCACCUGGCCUGGCGUCCGCGCACGGAGGAUAGUCCGCUCGGCGAAGCUGCAGGAGCUCGUCCUGCACUCCGAGAGACCGUGGUUGAGCAGCGUCCACAUCGUUGCCCCAAUGCUCAAGCAACUGACCAUGUCCUUUUGGGCACACAAGGAGGCCACCAUCUCCGUCUCGGCGUCAACGAUGCAAAAGGUCUCGUGGCGCUGUUCCUAUGCCCAAAAUGCUAUUGGGUUCGGUCUUUGGAGCCUCCACAAGCUGAAGCUAGAGACGGCAGAGACACCAGGGCAGCUCCCUUCGCUGCAGAUUUAUGCCGGAAAUAGCUCCCAUACUUUUUCCAACCAAAAAGCCAACCUUGCAAAUGAGGUAGAGAAGCAUACGGUUGUUGAAUUCUCUGAUAUGGAGCUGCAUCUCUCAACAGCCGGGCAUGUCUUUGGAGCGCUUGUGUUGCAUCUUCUUCAGAUGAAGCGGAUUCGUUCCGUUCUACGGAGGCUUAAGGUCGUCCGGCAGAGUUCGCCGGAGAAAGAAGCUUGCCAUGCAAAUUGUCCAUGUGAGCCUACAGACUGGAGGACCCAGAUUAUCGCGUUGACGGCCCUUGAAGAAGUAGGCAUAUAUGGCUUCCAAGGCGAGGAUCAUGAGUAUGAUCUGCUGAAACUCGUACUCGGUUCUGCACCGAUGCUUAGAAGAAUGACCGUGAAGCUGUCGCAUGAGUUAUCAUCAGCCAAGGACGACCCUCGCACCAAAAUACAAGACCUCGUGGCGUAUUCUUCCGUGGAAUGCCUUGUAUAUCUUGGGUAA
This is a messenger RNA of Lolium perenne, 1434 nucleotides long. RefSeq lists its product as uncharacterized. NCBI's taxonomy places the organism in Eukaryota, Viridiplantae, Streptophyta, Magnoliopsida, Poales, Poaceae. Gene Ontology annotation, molecular function: protein binding. The record is from RefSeq and is a predicted model, not a curated record.